AUGGUAUUCGGACUCGGAUUAUUGGUCAAUGCGGUCCUUGUGGCUAUUCCGAUCGGAGGAAGUGUUGGGACUUUGAUGGGUAUUGAUGCUCACCGAGCUGCGACGGGACAGAAGCCUCUAUUCUCCGGGCAUAAUGAGGACAGCAUCGGCCACGGAGGUGGUGGAGGAGGCAGCGACAGUACUGGUGACGGCGGCAAUCAUCCUGGCACCUCUGGCGAUGGCAUUCAAAUCAAGCAAUACUGUGACAAGUCUUGGGGAAUCACGCCACCGUCGAAGACAGAACAAUAUACCCUGAACCCUAAUCAAUGGGGAGUGACAUCGGAUACGACAGGAAACGGACUCUGCAUGAAUGUCACAACCUUCAACAACCAGACGUAUGCACCGCAGACUGCUCCCCAGUUCACGAUAACUUGGCAAUUCGACCAGGGCCCAGAGAACGCCCCCGUCCAUGGAUACCCGAACAUCCGCGUUGACGAUGUCUUGCCGAAGGCGUUGGAUGAAAUCUCUGAGUUGAAUCUGGACUUGCAUUGGACGUACGGUCUCGGCGACGAACCCGCGGAAUCAACGGACGUGCAGACGUUGAAGGAUGAAAACCUCUCCACGAACGUCGCCAUCGAUAUGUUUUUGGACAGCGAUGCCGAGAUCGCCAAGAAUGGAAGCAAUGCUAAAUUCGAGGUCAUGGUGUGGUUCUGGAUGUCAUCCGAGACUGCUCAGCCUCACGGUUGGGGGAAACCAGUUAUCAAACGAAAUGUGGAAGGGACCACAUUUACACUUUACACCGGCGCGAAUGAGCACCAGCAGCAGGUCUUGUCCUGGGUUACGGAAAAUAUGACAGAGAGGUUUACUGGCGACAUUUACCCUCUGAUCACUGAUCUCUAUAACCUGCCAGGCGAUAAUUACCCGGCUAAGAAUGACUAUCUCGGCAGUCUGAGUUUCGGAACAGAAGCUUACUCUGUCGACAAGAAUGUCACAUUCUGGGCUGAUGAGUACAAGAUUGACAUCAAAACUUUGGGAUGA
Molecule: messenger RNA, 1017 nt
Organism: Penicillium bovifimosum
Lineage: Eukaryota; Fungi; Ascomycota; Eurotiomycetes; Eurotiales; Aspergillaceae
Product: glycoside hydrolase family 12 protein
Exons: 4
Coding region: 1-1017 (338 amino acids)
Biological process (GO): polysaccharide catabolic process
Molecular function (GO): cellulase activity
Source: RefSeq, a predicted model, not a curated record